AUGGGUUUGGCGGGUAUCCAAGAAAAUGGGGUUGGGGAGAUGGGAUUGGGUGGUGUGCCUUUGGGAGCAAAGAACAAGUAUAGAAGAAUGGAUUCUGAGUUGACUGAUUAUGAUGGCGAUUUUGAGCAACAUAAUCCGUUGGAGAAGAAGAUAAACAGUACGAGGAAAUAUGUAAUUGCGUGUGCUGUUUUUGCCUCUCUCAAUAAUGUCCUCCUUGGCUAUGAUGUUGGUGUGAUGAGUGGAGCCAUCAUAUUUAUUAAAGAAGAUUUAAAGAUAAGUGAGUUUCAAGAAGAAGUUCUUGUUGGUAUUUUGAGUGUGAUUUCUCUAUUUGGUAGUUUAUUUGGUGGAAGAGCAUCAGAUGUUAUUGGUAGAAAAUGGACAAUGGGAUUAGCGGCCAUUGUCUUUCAAACAGGUGCAGCUGUGAUGACUCUUGCUCCUACAUUUCGAGUACUAAUGAUCGGGAGAAUCUUGGCUGGUGUUGGAAUUGGCCUCGGAGUCAUGAUUGCACCAGUAUACAUAGCUGAGAUAUCACCAACAGUUGCCAGAGGCACAUUGACAUCAUUUCCUGAAAUUUUCAUAAAUGCUGGGAUCCUACUUGGGUGGUUAGUGAUGAAGAACCGAAUAGAAGAAGCAAGGUCGGUACUGUUAAAAACAAAUGAUGAUGAGUCUGAAGUUGAGGAGAGACUUGCAGAUAUACAAUCAGCAGUUGGGGCGAGUAAUGGUGAUAAAGCUGUAUGGCGUGAACUGUUGAGUCCUUCUCCGGCGCUUCGAAGAAUGCUCAUUACUGGUUUCGGGAUACAGUGCUUUCAACAAAUUACGGGCAUUGAUGCAACUGUUUAUUACAGUCCUGAGAUAUUUAAUGCAGCUGGCCUUGAUAGUAAUUCAAAGGUUCUUGCUGCCACUGUUGCAGAGGGAGUCACCAAAACUGUGUUUGUACUAGUUGCUAUUAUACUUGUUGACAAAGCUGGAAGAAAGCCGUUGCUCUAUGUUAGCACCAUUGGCAUGACAAUCUGCUUGUUUGGUGUGGGCGUCACUCUAUCUCUACUAAAUGAAGGAUCUGUAGGAACUGCUUUAGCAAUAUUGUUAGUUUGUGGAAAUGUAGCAUUCUUUUCUGUGGGAAUUGGUCCUGUUUGCUGGGUUGUGACGUCUGAAAUCUUCCCUUUAAAGGUUCGUGCUCAGGCAUCCGCACUCGGGUCAGUGGGCAAUAGAGUAUGCAGUGGCUUAAUAGCCAUGUCUUUCCUCUCUGUUUCCCGUGCCAUCACAAUGGGUGGAACAUUUUUUAUCUUUUCAGUUAUUUCAGCACUUGCUGUCGUCUUUGUCCACAAACUUGUUCCAGAAACAAAAGGUAAAUCCCUAGAGCAGAUUGAAUUGCUAUUUCAAAAUGAAUAUGAGCUGCCAAGAGGUGAACUUCAGCUGGGAGAUGUUGAACAUUUGGUGCACAAGAAGUAA
Messenger RNA from Fraxinus pennsylvanica, 1449 nucleotides. NCBI's taxonomy places the organism in Eukaryota, Viridiplantae, Streptophyta, Magnoliopsida, Lamiales, Oleaceae. The record is from the annotation of a GenBank genome assembly.